CUUUAUCGUAUUUUGAAAUAAGACGGUGAUAGCUGAAAAUAUAUCCUGAUUUUCUAAUCAGUACUCGAGUUAAUGGUGUGAUGGUAGACCCCGAACAUUUUCAUAGUAUAGUGCAUACUAAAUUAUUAUCUAAUAGUUGAAUUCAUGAGUCGAUUAAAUCUAGAUAACCAUGGAGAACCCUUAAGUAUUGGGCAACCGUCUCGUCCUAGCAUUGGCCUCCUCAGCAGUGCGAAUCCACGAUCUCGCCUUGCAAGAUUUAAACUCACGACGUUCGGUGUGGCGGGCGAGCGCUUAACCUACAAACCACUGAGUUGGCAUACAACGGUGUUAAUGUCUAACGUUGGUCAAUUCACGAAAUUGCGCCACCGUUCAUCGUUGUCUUCAGUGAGUUCCCAUCUCAAAACAGAUCCGGCUAAAUUAAUUGUUUUGUUCGAAAUUUUAUUAUCAUUAGAAAGUAAUUUAUUGAUUAUCACUUAACACAACACAAUUAUAAGCGAUUGUAUAACUUCAGAAUAAAACUGAUUAAUAGAAAUCUAUUGCACAAAGAAGUAGCUGUCAGGACUCAGCAGCUUAGUGGAUAACGCGAUGAUGAUUAGAGCGAACGAUACUGGGAUGGAAUCUCAGGGUGAAAACCAAUCCUGAGAUGCAGGUACAUCAAGCUGAUAUGUCCCAAUUAGUAAGAAACGCGCUUUAAACAGGAUUUCACAGCUAGCCAUUGUUCAUCUUUGCUAAUAAUUUGAACUGUCACAAAAUCUGUCAAUACAAUGCACAACGUUAUUUUAACGAAAAGACACUGG
Molecule: messenger RNA, 797 nt
Organism: Schistosoma mattheei
Lineage: Eukaryota; Metazoa; Platyhelminthes; Trematoda; Strigeidida; Schistosomatidae
Source: the annotation of a GenBank genome assembly